Molecule: messenger RNA, 2044 nt
Organism: Colias croceus (clouded yellow)
Lineage: Eukaryota; Metazoa; Arthropoda; Insecta; Lepidoptera; Pieridae
Exons: 4
Coding region: 675-1898 (407 amino acids)
Source: RefSeq, a predicted model, not a curated record
ACAACAUGAUAGUUCACAACUUCGUCUACGUCAGUUCUAUGUUUUCCCUGUCGACGAUUAGUAUAAUCAUUAUAACGAAAUAAAAUAAAUGUUAAUAUAAAUAAAUUCUUGAAACCUUCUCAUGGAACUAUUUUGGGGGACAGGCAAUAACACGUGAAGUAGAUACAAAAAACAAAAUUCUACCUCAAACAAACUCUACAAUCAAUUUUGAGAUUUAAUAUUUAAUGAAAUUUGCAGUGACCUUAUGUGACAUACCACUCCUCUUCUAUAAUUAUCGCGUGUAGUCGUUAAGGUUAUUUUUAAACAACAAGUAUUCAUGCUAGUUUACAAAAAUUAUACAAUUAUUACAGCGUAUAACUCAAAUAAGAAUUUAUUCUUUAUCUAUCUCGCAUCCUCGAUUUUACUAUUCAAACGAAUAUAUUAAUUAAUAUUAACAAUAGAAAUAUUAUCUAAAUUAAAUUCAAUGUUUUAUGCAUUUUAAUAGAGCAAAGUUUGCUGAAACAUUUUCGAAACGUCCAGUAAGUCUCACCAAAACGUUUAAAUACUAAACCAGAAACGAAUGCAACUGAACGGAACUGCGCUGAAUGUAGUCGAUUAAUUCUUGGCUACAUUUAACUAAUUAACAAACCUAACGUAAAUAAGUGUGAACGAGACGGUUGUGGCAAGCAUCCAAGAUGAAUUUGAUGUUUCGGAAGAACUUCAGUACUGAAAAGACAGUUUCGGGGGGAGGCGGUGGGGGGAAGGCGAAAGGAGCUUUGGGAGCGGGCAGGAACGCGAAACGCAGGGAUCGUGACCGCUUCUCAUGCAUGGAGGAACAUCAUUACAGAACACAUCUGUUCUUCUCCGCGCCAAGGGCCAGUACACAGUACAACGAUGGCUCAGGUAACUCUGGAAAACGAUGUGGUCCAGUACUCGGUGGUGGAACGGGGCCAGAGCUGGAGCCGCCGCAGCCGCUGGUCACCAGGGAACCUUCGGUGUCCCUGCUGCGGUGGGAGCGGCCGGCAACCACGGAGCGCAGGAGAACGGAGCCAGUAUCCUUGGCAACCCUCGAGAGAGACUGCUUCGUGAUACCAGCACAUGCCCUCGAUCGGUUCCUGCCUGAUGGUGUGCCGCUGCCGGUGCCUCCUCCAACACCAGAGAAGGGAAUGGCAACGAAAACUGCUCCAAAUUCCCUGAGCGUCCUCGAAGUAGCGGACCCAAAGUUAUGCAUUUUAGCUCAUCUAAUGAGUCCUUUAGAACCUAUAGAGCCCAUUCUAGAAUCUCCACUUACCAAACCGUUGGUGAAACAGAAAGCGGCUGCUGGAGAGUUGUUAAAUGACGUAGCUCAAGCCAAUACUGCCGUAGGAGGGAUGCUUUUAGCCAAUAUGGAGAAGAACGCUGAAUUUCCAUUCAUAUCUUACUAUGUGAUAAAUACGACACAAACUGAUCCAUUAUUAUUUUAUAACAAUAUGAGGUGUGCCUCGUUAACGAAGUUCGAUCCUAAGACAAUACGAUAUUCUGCGGCGCAUACCUUGGAUUUAUAUAGUGAAGUUGCAAUGAUUUGUAGGCCUCCGUUUAAUGAUCUCGCUGGAGGUCCUAAGAAGUCACACACACCGACUACUGGAUUUAUAAUUAGUGUGUAUAAGGUAUUCGAAGGAGACGAUGGCGAGCGUUUCGAAAGAAACUGGUUAUAUUGGACCGGCGCUCGGAUGCUAUACCGUCACCUGCCACACUCGGUCGGUUUGAGGAAGAUAGCUCUGCACAAAUCGGUUGCAGCGCACGGCGAUAAAAUGUACUUACUGGUUUGCGAAUGCGCCAAUCUGCUUGACGACCUGUCAGGCGCCGCCAUGUUAAUAACGGCUUUACGAGCCAGGUUGUGCGGCUACACCGGCCUUUAUAGACCAAUACAGACUUUUUAGUAGCGGGAGAUGGGCCUUAACGGCCUCACAUGUGUUUUAAUAUAGCUAAGAGAUAUCUUUAGAGUUUAGGGAAACUGAUGUAUUAUUCGGUUGUGUUCAUUGUUUAGUCUGUAAAUUAUGUGUAAAAUAAAUGAUGUGUUAUGUUA